AUGCCUAGCACAGGGCUACGAGCAAAACUCGGAGACUCUGUUCGGAGGAAGUUGGGGAGGCGAAGGUCGGCGGUGGGGGAAGAAGCAGAGGGGUCAGACGAAGUUGGCAACUCCAGCGUAGGAGCAUUGGACCCUGAGUUCCUUUCGAAUCUCCCUAUCGGCGCAGAUUUGAACGGAAACAGCCAGGGAGGAUCACCCUAUUUCACCCGUUCGAACUCGGCCAACGACGGCGACCACCAAACCAACUCCGUGGACAUCGGUUCCGCCAGCCCAGCCAACUCGUUUGACUCGAUAGACACCAUCUCCGACACUGAGCUAGACGGUGACAUCGAUCCCGACCUCGCCCUAAUGAACGAAAAGCACCGGCGAACCCGUAAGCUCCUCAAAUACUCCCGGUGGCUCAAGAGUCGUGCAAAUGGAUACCACGAAGGCACGUCUCCAACGGACGGCGAGAGGACCCGCGGUGUGUUGGCGUUGGAGAGGAAGAUGGCGAGACAGGAGCAGAGGCUCAGCGAGUUGCACGACCAUCACCAGGAGCGACGUCGCGUUGCGCAAAAAUAG
This is a messenger RNA of Coprinopsis cinerea okayama7#130, 561 nucleotides long. RefSeq lists its product as hypothetical. The record is from RefSeq and is a predicted model, not a curated record. Lineage: Eukaryota; Fungi; Basidiomycota; Agaricomycetes; Agaricales; Psathyrellaceae. Bases 1 to 561 code for a protein of 186 amino acids. The transcript is spliced from 2 exons.